GGGUAAUUAGACAAUUAACGGACAAAUGCACCAUAGUUUUUCGCACAAUGCAGAUAUUUUCGAUAAGUUCAUCAGUGGUGUUAAGUGUGUUUUUGUUUAGUGUAGUGAUGCAGAUAUACAAUUUGGUUUAUGCGUGGACUGGUGAUAUGCAAAAAUUAAAAAAAAACGUGGAAUAAAAGCUGGAUUUAUGUCGAUUGAUGAUCCCAAAAUGUAUAAGUUAAAAAUAGUAAGACGAGUGAAUAAAGUAUCCAGUUUUUGAUGUAAUUGUCGGGAGUGCGUACGAUAAAAAUAAGUGAAAAUAAUCUAGAGAACAAAACGAUCGUAGUAAGUGAGUGAAGAAAGUUUGCGUGAUUAAUGACAUUUUGAGUUGUCGUUAAGUGAAAAUGCUAAAACACGUGCUGAAAACCAAUCUUGAGUUGGAGAGACUUCCUCCUGGUUGUAGAAUAUCGGUGGUUGGUGUUUCUUUGAGAAGGAAAUGUCUGAGGAAAUUAAGAUUGAGAAGGAAAAACUCACUGUCCUGGCCAAACUUCAGGUUGUCUGUCGAUUCACAGAUCGAUUAUCCCGACAUAGAAAACAGGAGAGUACAAAACUCUGCACUGAUGGAUACUCAACAUCGUAGCAUAAAUAUCAUGUUCGAUGAUGCGUACGGCCAAACAGGCGUACCUCAAUCCGGCGUGGUGCCCCGACCUCCAUUCUCGGGCGCAACCUCCGUGGGUGGCUCGAACGCCGCCCACAAGUGCCUGGGGCGGGGCUCUCAUUCCUCGGACACUUCCUCUGCGUACAGCGGAAGCGACACGAUGGCAUCCACCCACUCGGAGAAUGACGGCGACGAGCUGGACCUCACCGGAUUGGUGGAGAGUAUCGUUGACAGUGACGAAGAGGACGACCUGGCUGAGAGCAUGGAUAGUUUGACUGUAAGGGAUCGGGUAAGAGACUGCUUGGAAAAGGAACCAUCUGAACGGACCGAGGAUGAUAUUGAAACGCUGCUUGAAUUUACUCAACACCUGAAAGCGUUCACAAAUAUGACUCUGGCUGUUAGAAGGGCAUUGUGUUCUGUGAUGGUAUUCGCCGUAGUUGAAAAGGCUGGUACAAUGGUGAUGAACGAUGGUGAAGAACUCGACUCGUGGUCCGUCUUGGUGAAUGGUUCAGUAGAAAUUAUCAUACCAGAUGAACCACCUCAAACGCUCUAUAUGGGUGACGCUUUUGGUAUUCUCCCCACCAUGGACAAACUUUACCAUAAAGGAGUCAUGUACACGAAGUGUGACGACUGCCAGUUUGUAUGCAUUACACAGUCAGAUUACUAUAGGAUAUUGCAUCAAGGUGAAGAAAACACGCGACGGCACGAAAGCGAUGGUAAAUUGGUGAUGGUGACAGAACUGAGGGGUUCCGCAGAACCGAGCUGUAAUCGGCGAGAUCAUGUGGUGAUCAGAGCGACACCUGAACAACUCAUGUUACAAUUGAUUCAGGAGAAUUCUCUUAUCGAUCCUACUUACGUAGAAGAUUUCUUGUUGACGCACAGGGUUUUUAUACAGAGUCCACUGUUUGUGGCUAGUAAACUUUUGGAAUGGUUUAAAAAUGAAGAAGUAAGGGAUAGGGUGACAAGGGUGGUUCUGCUAUGGGUGAACAAUCAUUUUACGGAUUUCGAAACCGAUCCAGACAUGAUAGAAUUUCUGGAGACGUUCGAACAAGGCCUGGAAAAUUCCAGUAUGCAAGGACAACAACGUUUGCUGAACAUUGCAUGUGCUGCGAAAGCAAGAUUAAGGAACGUUGUGCUAGCCAGGCCAAAUAGGGAGGAGCCGCUGAAUUUCCAAAUUAGGGGUGGUUUCGAAAGGAAUUUUGGUAUCUUUAUUGACAAAGUUGAUAAGAAGUCAAAAGCUGAAGAAGUUGGACUGAAAAGGGGCGACCAGAUAAUCGAAGUGAAUGGACAGAGUUUUGAGCAUAUGUCCUUGGCCAGAGCUUUGGAAAUUCUCAGAGGGUCAACCCACCUAAGCAUAACCGUGAAGUUCAACUUGCUGCACUUCAAAGAAAUGCUAAACACUCCCGGCAACUCCCCUCGACCGAGGAGUCGCAAGGUGUCAGAUCUUCCGAAACUCCCUGCUGAUCCUAGAGCCAGGCUAUCAAGUGUAGACGGCAACAUCAUCCUGAGCACGGAACCGCCUGCGGCACAGCCUGUCACCAUCAACAGCCCGGCCAAGGAGGGGAAGAAGCAGAGCUUCAUGACUCUCGGGCCGAAGAGGAGACUGCAAAAAGCGCUAAUGAAGAUGAAUAUCCUGCCGAAGAAUAUCAUCAAUGAUAUUUUCAGCGUCGGGCUGAGCCAAGAUCAGGUGGACAGCUUCAAUCCGCCAUCCAAUUUAGGAUCGAAUCUCUAUCAAUCUCAAAGUAAUCCUGACUUGAUGUCAAUCUGCAUGGAUGAAUACAACCGAUGUUCUGAUUACCCUGAACACGUAUUAAAGGUGUAUAAACCAGAUCAGAGCUACAAGUACCUUCUAGUGCACAAAGAGACGACCGCUCACGAGGUGGUAAUGUUGGCAUUGCAAGAGUUCGGUAUCUCGGACCCCAGCCAAAACUUCUCUUUGUGCGAGGUCUCUGUGACCGAUACCCAAACGAUAAAGCAGAGACGGCUGCCCGAUCAGCUGCAAAACCUGGCCGAACGUAUUGGGUUGAGUAGUAGGUAUUAUUUGAAAACGAAUGGUGUGACGGAAACUCUAGUACCUGAUGAGCUAGCUCCCGAAUUAGUACGGGAGAGCGCUGUGCAUUUCUUGCAGUUGAAUGCAGUGGAGGUGGCUAUACAGCUAACACUGCAGGAUUUCAGUAUUUUUAGGCAAAUUGAGCCAACGGAAUAUAUAGAUGAUCUCUUCGAAUUAAAGUCAAAGUAUGGCACGCCGAUGCUCGACCAGUUUGCGGCGUUAGUUAAUAAGGAAAUGUUUUGGGUUGUCAGCGAGGUAUGUUCUGAACAUAAUCCCGUGAGGAGGAUGAAGAUUAUUAAGCAGUUCGUCAAAGUUGCAAGACAAUGUAAGGAAUGCAAGAACUUCAACUCGAUGUUUGCAAUAAUUAGUGGACUUGGGCAUGGUGCUGUGUCAAGGUUAAGGCAGAGUUGGGACAAACUGCCUGGAAAGUAUCAGAGGGUAUUUUCAGAACUCCAGCAACUGAUGGAUCCUUCUAGGAAUAUGAGCAAGUAUCGGCAACUUAUCAGUGCUGAGCAGACGCAACCUCCUAUUAUUCCAUUCUACCCGGUUGUAAAGAAAGAUUUGACGUUCAUCCACCUGGGCAACGACAGCAAAAUCGAGGGCCUAAUCAACUUCGAGAAGCUGCGCAUGAUCGCCAAGGAGGUACGGUCGCUGAGCAACAUGUGCAGCAGUCCCUACGAUCUCCUCACUAUGCUGGAGCUGGGAGGUCAACCGGCGAGCAACGCCAUGGUUGCUCUCAAUCAACUCACCACAGCAUCCUCGCAAUACCAUACACAAGGGCAAGCGACUGUGAAACGGCGCAAAAAAUCAACGGCCGCCCCGAACCCAAAGAAGAUGUUCGAAGAGUCACAGAUGGUGCGGCGCGUGAAGGCGUACCUGAACAACUUGCACGUUGAAACUGACGAACAGCGACUCCACGAGAUGUCGCUGGAGUGCGAACCUGCAGCGGCGGCAACAACUACCACUACCAGUGGUGGAGGCGCUAGUGGAGUCGGAGGAAUGGCAGCAGGGAUGAUGGGCAGCAUGACGGGAGCAGGAAUACGAGGAAAACGACACCCUUCACCAGCGCCAUCUACUACCAGCAGUACCAGUAGCGCAGGCGGAGGGGAAGAGAGGAAGACCACGGCCAAGUUCGGGUCAGCCUCUCCCCAGGCGGUCCGCAAACUAUUGGCAUUAUCGGAGCCUACUAAAACCAGACCUCAUCAGCCAAGAGCACCUGGACACGUGAUCAGUGCCAACCAACCCAGUCCUGUCGUCAGGAGAGCGCCAAGUGCCACAGGCAGCUACUCUAGCUACGGUUCGCACAGCUCGAGCAGCUCAGGGGCGGGGGGCAGGGCGAUGCACGAACGAUCCCAUUCGGACACGCCGACGCCACUGCCCUCUGUCGCGCUGUCUGCCGAAAGCAGCAGCGUCACGUCGCUCAGCAACCUGCCUCUCAGAAAGACUGUCACUUCUGGCUCGGUGACAUCAUCAGACAGCGGCCACAGUACCAUCAGCCAGGCAACGAGUACGUCGGGCGACUGUCACGCCCUCUACGGGGGGCAACCGCCUCUGCCGCCACCCAUGGCUCCGCCUCCCGCACCCGUUGGCCAUCCUUCUCAAUUGACAGGCUGGUUUCCAAACAAUACGGGUGUUGUAAUGCCUCCUUGCCCUCAUGCAGUCGCCGUAUUACCUCCUUUACCUCACGCUUUGCGCAAUAUGAACGUACCGGGAAGACGACAACCUCCAGCCUAUAGUGUAGCUGCUCAGAUGGCGAGACUGCACAGGCUAGGAAGGGCACAUUCUCAUGAAGGAGUUACGCAAGGUUACCAUUAUCACACGGAUCCUGAUACGGAUCAAGAUGAUGAGGAGACCCAAGUCUCGGCAGUAUGAGCAUUUUAAAGUACUAACCUGUGUUUUAAAUGAAUGUUAUUUAAUGUAUCUGUCGGUGUAAAACGCAUAUCCCCAAUUUAAUACUCACGAAUUAUGUAUUUUGUGUUUUUACCGUUACAGUUCACUCCCUCACGGGUACUGAGGUGAAGACAUUAUUGUCAAAAAUAUUGAAAUUAAAAAUGUCAUAAAUUUCCUUCAACUCAGCAUACCCAUAUUUACACAUCCUAUCCUAUUAGUUCCCGUUUUUCAAUCGGAAGUCAACUUUCAGGUUCACAAGCUAUAAUCUAAAAGUUAACUGGCAUAACUCGGUGAGUUUGUCGUAUGUUCCGGUGUAUUAACCCAUUGCGUGUUAAUGUGAUAACGUUGCUUCUGAGGACUCUUAUAUGGUGUUCUGCGUGUGAUGCGACAUUCGGAACAAAAGCGUCUUCUGUUAUCCAUGAUAACUCAUGACAGUCUCGUAUCAUUAUCAAACAAGUUAUGUUUGACAUUACGAUUUAAGUACAAUCCUCUAUUGAACCUAUAAAUGAGCUCUGAUCAAAGUUCCAUUUUAGGGACAAGCAAGCCAUUAAGGACGCUUUUUAGGGUAAAUUUCCAGUGCACAGCAAGGUCGCAGCUUACCUGCGCAGGUUGACUGUAAGUUUUAGUGUCACACGUCGUAUGGGUCUCUGUCACCGAAUUUAAUUAUCUCCGAAAAUUGGAAUCAUUGGUUAUCAAGUGAGUGACCUUUGGAUGCCUUUAUCAAACUACGAGUUUAUUGUUAACUGGAAGUUAAGUCCUAGAAAGCGACUUUCAUUGUCAAUCGAUCUUGGGACCAGCCACCAUGUGUUAGAUAACCGAACAACUGUCAGUUAACUCUCAGGUUACAGCUAGUCAAUUAACUGAUUUUCGAUUCUGAAGUGCAACUUAUGUCACUUGAGUUUUGCAAAUUUUGCAAGAAUAAUUAGGUUCCGUUUUCACUUUCAAUGUGGUGUUUUUGCCUCCCUCGAAUGUACCUGAUUAUUUUGAAUAUUGUGGAUUCUGUUUAUAUUAAUCUAAGACCUUUUAUUUAUAGCAAAAGAAUAUUUUUAUCGAAUUUGUACAUAUGCAAUGAUAGAUCUUUGUUUAAAUGCAUUUUGGAUCAUUUGUGAUUUUCUUACAUUGAUGAUAGUCAGCAUCCAAGCAAAUCUCACAUGCUUUUCUCACAAGCUACAAAACUGCUAUACGCGUACAUACGUAUUUUGUGUGAUGCUUCAUUGUUAGAUCUUGAUCUUUUUUAAAUAACUCUUAAGACAUUCCAAGUUUUUAUACCCCAUUUAUAGUCUUGUGAGACGUAAGCUACGAUAUAUCUACCAGGAUAAACCUAUUUUUCAUAUUUAAGAAAAAUGUGUGUAUUUUUGAAACUGUCGGUUAUAACGUCAUAUCUAUAUAACUAAAAACCUUUUUGUCAAAUUAAUAAAGUUCCAGCAUCUUUACUAGACUGAAAAAAUGCUUUUUGCAUAACUUUUGUGAUUUUGCGUCAUCUGAUAUAAAAAUGCUAUUUAAAUUCGUUUAUGUUAAGUUGCAAUCUUUUUAGGUUAUGUGAUUGAACUAGUCGCUCAAUUUUAUAGAAAACUACCUUGUAUAUUCCGAUAAUGUACCAGACAGUUUUCUGUAAAUUUACUUUGAUAUUAUGUUAAUAUUGUGUAAUAUAUUUUCCUAGUUAGGUUAAGAUGACUUGAGCAUGAUCUAAUACAGUUUACCCAAAAUCGGACCAUAACAAUAAUUUAACGCUUCCAAGGAAAAAUUCCUAAUUAUACAUUCCAAAAUAUUUUUACUCUACUUUCUUUGUAUUACCAGUAGAGGACCAACUGAAUGUGAGAAAGGUGCUGACUCUGACUCAUUAUUGUAAUCCACAGACAUAUUCAUCCAUGCCUCUUAGUCAUGAUUCACUGAUAUGGAAAUGCCGAUUUUUGUCAAUAUCAAGGGAUUUUUACUUAGCUUUUGCAUGGCUUUAAUUAUUUAUCCUCUUUUCAGUGAGUCAGUUUUUGGCAUCAAUAACUACCGGUUUUUCAACCAUAUGUUAACAUUCAUUAUUUGUUAUUCUGACAUGAAAAUUGAUCAGCUGCCCCUGAAUUUGCAUUACAAGUUUUGCUUCAACUUUUAAUUGUUAAUGCGUCAUCACUGCUUCUGCGGCUUGAAGGGUCAGAAGAGUCAUGCUAAAUGUGUCGGUCAAGCAAAACAGGUUCAACGUUUCGGUGUAACCACACCUUCGUGUGAAGCGAUGGAUGAUCCUCUGGUGAAAAUUAACUUCCGUUUUGGGAUAAACCUGAAGACAAGCCCGACAGUAGAGCAAUGUUAUUAAAGAAACAUCUCUUAUUUGGAAUUGAGGCGAUAUAGGCCUGGCUUUUCAAUCGCAGGUGAACUGUGACCUUACAGGCAUUUGGAAGUCAACUGUGAGUUAACUUUAGUCAGAAGACGAAAUUUUAGUUGAACCGCAAUGUCUGACUUAAUUUACUCGUAUGACGGAUGACAAACCAAAACGGUUGGCAUCACAAUACUUCAACGAGUAGCAACUAUGGUUUAGUUAACCAGAGUAUGGAAAACAAAUUGUCGGGCAACUGACUGUUUACUUCUAAGUUGGAGUUACUCAACUUGGAGGUUGAGCUUUGAUUGAUAAAAUAGAUAUACUUUGAGGAGAGUACAGUGAAGCUACCCAUUCGUGUAGUCAAUAGAAUACGUCGUCGCCUGAAUGCAGAACUAUUGUAUGUCCAAAUUCUUCAUUUGUCAGAUUUUAACACGACAUUGUAGCUCAUAGUCACCUACAUUGCAUGCAGAGGUAUUGUAAGUCCCUGCGCAAGCGUUCCCCCACCACUGGUCCUGAACGAUAUUUGGCGUAAUAACUUGAGGCGCAUCAUUUCAUCAUUUCGCUGCAGAACUAUGAUAAGAGCAGAUGAUCACUUACAGAACUACUGUAAGUCCAAUGUCAGCAACAUAUAUAAGUCCACUUUCACGGACUUUCUCAGAAAUGUUAGGCAAGACACAAAUACGAAAAAUAGCUCUCCUGUAAAAUUUGCAUUUUGUGACUUGGAAUACUUAUGCAUUCAAGCGACGAUGUAUUUAGUUGUGUCAUAUAGUUUUAUCAGGUGGUCCUCUAUUCAGGUAAACUUCAGUUGACUGUAUUAAUACUUUUUGUCAUCUGUUUCUGUAUAUUAUUGUACAAUUUAUUCACAGUAUAUGGCUGAAGAGGCAUACUUUGUCAUUUUAUUAUAAAUGUAACAGUUUCAAUAUAAACUAUGAAUGC
Molecule: messenger RNA, 7818 nt
Organism: Acanthoscelides obtectus
Lineage: Eukaryota; Metazoa; Arthropoda; Insecta; Coleoptera; Chrysomelidae
Source: the annotation of a GenBank genome assembly